CCACUGAGCGCCGCGGCGAAGGCAUGCAUGGAUACCCGGUGAGGGGAGCGAGCACUCCGGUCAGGGGUGUGAAGCAAGUUUGAGGGGAAAUGGCGCUGUGCUCAGAUGUUUGUGCCUCUGCUUCAGGAGCUGAAUCCUCCAGCACAGAGGCAGGCUACAGCUGCCUGCGUUUUGGAGUUCGUUCAUACUUGCACCACUUCUACGAGGAGUGCUCAUCCUCUGUGAGGAAUGGAGACCCAGAGGAUCAAGGGUUUGGCCCAAAUCGGAGGUCAACACUGACAUCGAACGUUGCAGUCUGGAAGGUUUCCUUGGGCCUGGGUCUCCUCAUUCUGACCGCGGGUGUGGCAAGCAUGUCCGCUGGUUACUCCACCUCUCUCAAAAUUGAGUCCUUCGGAGAGAACGACAUGUUUUUCGUGGAUCCCCAGGCCAUCAGCUUCAAUAGAGGGCGCCACCUUACAACCACUGCUGGAAUUGGGCUUUCCUGCCUCGGCUCUGCGGUGGCAGCCAUGGGUUUGGUCAUCUGGAUCCUGCCAAGGACCAACGUCAAAGAUAGACACAAUUCCAGAGAUUGGGAGCACGGAGGACGGAUGGGUUUGAAGUGGCUGGGAUUCAAGCAAACUGGGGAGGUGGUCACAAAAGCACCUGGGGUGGUGGAUGGUGGACAGAUACCUGUGUCAAUGUCCAAGGUGGAGCGCGUUCAACCGUCUUUUUGAAGUAAGGUGCAUUUGUUGUUUGUGCUCAGGUCCAGGGGCCUCAACUUUCAUGUAAACAGUCCUGCUGAAGCUGUUUUCCACAUUGUUGAUUCAUGAACCCACUCGCAACAGAUUCUGAUAACCUUCCCUGUGGGUCAGUCUUUUGCAUAUAGGAGGACCCAGAUAAAUCAUUGUUCAGACUUAUUCCCAGGUGAAGUAAAGUAUACGUUAUGUUGUGCAAUAAUGGCAUUUGAACUGUCGUAUUUUAAGUGUGUUCUGUGGUACUUCUGAACCACUCUAAGAGUCAAUUUAAGGGAUAUUUCUGUUCAAUGUUGAUGCUCUUGAGUAAUAUUUUCAUAGUUGUGCUAAAAUGCCACAACUUUGCUUGUUUAUUGUAAUACUGAUGUAUUUAUUCAUCUGUGAUCAUGGUUAAUCCAUACAUCCCUACAACUGACCAUGAGAGUAGCAGUCUCUGAUGAUGGGUUCUCGAUGCUUCACGAAACAGUAAUUUUCAAAGCUUAGUAGGUGGACAUUCUCGGUUUUAAAAUGAUGGGAAUUUCAUUUACAUGGCUGUUGAAAUUGAAAGAUGUUUGCGCAGAGAGUGCCAUAUAGUGGCCUCUGAACAGGAUGAUACUGUUUCAUGAAGCCUCAUAACCCAUCACUAGCAGUCAGUAGCUCAUAUUCAGUUUGCUUACAUAACAAUAACUAAAACUACUGUUCACUGAACUGACCCACUUUUCGAGAUGCAAUGAUCCCAAGAUAUUGCUUAAAAUUGUAGGUAAAAUCAAUCAAAAUAUGAAUUCAAAUGGACUUGUAAGCUUUUGUUUAUGUAACUCUUUUUGACAUAGUCAUUUACCAAGUCCUGAUUUGUAUUGUUUUUGAAUUCAUUUAUUCAUUCAAACUGUCACAUUUCCGUCUCAAACACACACAAAACCUCUCUUCAUUCACAGCCUCUUUUUUUUCUUCCUUCAAAUCCUUUUCCUAAUUUUCCUCCAACCGCUUGUCUCCGAGCAACAGUUGCGCUCCAGGUCCUCUAUUCGCCACGAAGACAGCGUCCUGACUCAUUCAUUUCCAGCCAAUUAGAGAGCGUGUUUACAUGCACGGGCCGUGAGUAAGCCAUGAUCUCAGGGGUGAGGGGCGUGACUGCUGGCACCUCGGAGGACACCUGGUGGAUGUGAUGUGUUCACUGAAUUGUUGUGUCCUGGCUGUGCAGACUGUACAGUAUCACUUGACAAGCAAAUGAAAAACAAAAUAAAGAUGUGCAUCCUGA
Molecule: messenger RNA, 1962 nt
Organism: Synchiropus splendidus (mandarinfish)
Lineage: Eukaryota; Metazoa; Chordata; Actinopteri; Syngnathiformes; Callionymidae
Gene: nrsn1l
Product: neurensin 1-like
Exons: 4
Coding region: 90-713 (207 amino acids)
Biological process (GO): nervous system development
Cellular component (GO): neuronal cell body; transport vesicle; neuron projection
Source: RefSeq, a predicted model, not a curated record